AUGAACGGUGACGGAGUUUGGCUUGACGCCUCCGGUGGAGAACAGUCUCAGCCGGAAAACAACAACGGCGAUGAAGAAGCUGCGUCGUGGGUCAGAAACACUGAAGAAAACUGGUUCAAUAACAACAACAACAACCCACCACCACUACCAAAUUCUCAAAUCCUCCAUAACAACAACGACUUCAGAUUCAACGGUGGCUUCCCGUUGAACCCCUCGGAGAAUCUCCUUCUCCUUCUCCAGCAAUCGAUUGAUUCCUCUUCUCCGUUUCCCAAUUUCACACUCGACACCGCUUCACACCAACAACAACAACAGCAACAACAGUCUUUCUUAGCUACGAAAGCUUGCAUCGCUUCUCUCCUCACCGCCCCCACCACCACCACCACCACCAACCCGUUCGACGAAUUCGGCUUCGAUUCUGGGUUUCUCGGACAAAUCCAGACUCCAAACUCGAUGAAUUUCUCCGGAUUGAGCUCGCCGCCGGAUUUCCUCUCUUCCCGGCCGGAAAACACCGCCGGAUUCACUCCUCUCGAAUUCGGGGGAAUCGCGAACGGAGUCUUCGAGAACAGAGCCAAGGUUCUGAAACCGUUAGAGGUACUAGCUUCCUCCGGCUCGCAGCCGACUCUGUUCCAGAAACGAGCUGCGAUGCGACAGAGCUCGAGCAGCAAAAUGUGCAACUCGGAGUCGUCCUCCGAGAUGAGGAGGUCGAGCUACGAGAGAGAGAUUCACGACGACAACAACAGCACCGGAAUCAUCGACAUCUCUGGGCUCAAUUACGAAUCCGAUGAGCCAAACAACAACAACAACAAAGGGAAGAAGAAAGGAAUGCCUGCUAAGAACCUCAUGGCUGAGAGACGAAGAAGGAAGAAGCUUAACGAUAGGCUUUACAUGCUGAGAUCAGUUGUUCCCAAAAUCAGCAAAAUGGACAGAGCGUCGAUACUUGGAGACGCUAUUGAUUAUCUGAAAGAGCUUCUACAGAGAAUCAACGAUCUUCACACCGAGCUUGAAUCUACACCACCGAGUUCUUCGGGACUGCACCCGUUGACGCCGACUCCACAGACGUUACCUUACCGUGUUAAGGAAGAGUUGUGUCCGGCUUCCUCCUUGCCAAGCCCUAAAGGCCAACAAGCAAGAAUUGAGGUCAAGUUAAGGGAAGGAAAGGCAGUGAACAUACACAUGUUCUGUGGAAGAAGACCAGGUCUUUUGCUUUCCACCAUGAGAGCUUUAGAUAACUUGGGAUUGGAUGUUCAACAAGCCGUCAUUAGCUGUUUCAAUGGCUUUGCUUUGGAUGUCUUCCGCGCUGAGCAAUGCCAAGAAGGGCACGAGGUGUUGCCUGAACAGAUCAAAGCAGUGCUUCUAGACACAGCAGGUUACGCCGGUUUGCUUUGA
Messenger RNA from Microthlaspi erraticum, 1386 nucleotides. The record is from the annotation of a GenBank genome assembly. NCBI's taxonomy places the organism in Eukaryota, Viridiplantae, Streptophyta, Magnoliopsida, Brassicales, Brassicaceae.